CUCAGUUGAAUACCGAUAAACAGUUGAUGGUUGUAGACAUUUGUGUCGUUUGUGAUUUUAUUCAAUUUUUAAUCGUAUUUUGUGAAAAAAAUAUCAUCUAAAGUUAAAGGUGUCAUGGUCAACACACGUCGCAUGGAGUCAGUUGGCUUGACAACACACAAUACCAGACACCACCGAACAAGGGGGUCAGUUAAGGUAGAAGAGGGAGAGGAAGAAGAAGAGGUAAGCGCCUCUGAAUCAUCUAGCGUGAAUGAUAGCGAUAGCGAUGACUCCAAUGUCGAUCCAGACGCCUCUUGGAACAACAGUAUCGGUAAUGAAUUAAAAUCAUCCCCCAAGGACGACGUUAAAAAGAAAGGAUCGUCAUCGGUGCCGUUGCCUGCUCCUUCCCAGCAUAGUCGGUUCCGUGACCUCAAAUAUUCCUCUCGUUCUCUGCGCAGUCGUGAUAAGCUCGGCUCUGUACUGAAUAAGCGCAGACGCGGCCUCAGCGUCUACAGCACCAGAAACAUGCACGAUUCAGAUUUCGAAAACGGCGACGACUCUGACGAUGAUGUGUACUCGCGACGACGCAGUCGCAAAUCUAAACAGCGUGCCCACAUGUCCCGUAUGGAACGACGUACCGCCCUUUCUCUGAGGCCAAUUAGCCAAAAAUGCUACACGGAAGUAAUUAAUGGGUCUCCAAUACACUACUCUGAUAGUGAAGGUCGUAGAGGCGGAGUAAGGCGUAGCAAACGCAAACAGGUUCAGUUUAACAACUCAUCCUGGUUAACAGAUGAUCAAAUGCCUAAAGUGGGUUAUCCAACUCUUGGCGUUGGUUAUUCCGAAGAAGACAGUCGCGAUGGACCAGAGGCACAAUGGCAAUCCUCUGGUGCAAACAGGCGUAGUACCAGACAUACCAAUAGGCGCGAAAUCAAAAACCCCAAAUACCUGUACGAUUAUCAGACUAAUCAGACUUCUGGAAGACGUCACCGUGUGGAAAACAGAGAACUUAAAAGUAUCAUUAAUGACAAAGAUAAUAGGGAAAGAAAUUUGUUAAAUGGAACACGCAAUGGAAAACAAGUGACGGCGGAAAAGCCAGCUAAUACGGAAGGUGAACCCGAAAGAUCAGAGGCAAAUGACUCUAAAAAUUUGGAUGAAAACACAGAAAAUGUUGAACCACUUCCCGAACCAAAACCACAACAGCCAUCGUCGGAAAGUGAGGAUGAAGUAAUACCCAAGAGUCGUCCCAGAAAUAGAUCAAAUAGGAUGAUAGUAGAUGAACAGUUUUCGCCAAUACGUACGAGAAAAAAGAAAAUGAUAGAUUCCUCAAGUGAAUCUGAAGGGGAGGAAAAGAAGUAUUCUUUACGAAACAGGGUUCCAAAACCGGAUCCGAAAACUAUUCAAAACUCUGUAUUGAGGUCAAGGACCAGGAGGCACUUCACGCGAAGACGAAAAAUGUCCGGUUCAAGUUCCAGUUCCUCUUCAUCUUCCACUGAUGUGCGUCACAGCAAACCUCCAAAGAGUCCUCACUCAAAGACGAAGGCAGGUUCAUUCUUGAAUAUUGUCCCGAUUGCUCCCGAAAUUUUGGACAAUAAUAUCAGAUUUAGUAGUAUUGGGGGGCUGGAAACCCACAUUCAGUGCUUAAAGGAGAUGAUUUUGAUGCCUAUGAUGUAUCCGGAAGUAUUCAGCCAGUUUCAGAUACAACCUCCUAAAGGUGUUCUAUUCCAUGGACCUCCAGGUACGGGAAAAACUUUAAUAGCCAGAGCAUUGGCCAACGAAUGUAACAGUGGAAAGAAGAAGAUGGCCUUUUUCGUACGAAAGGGAGCUGACCUACUCAGCAAAUGGGUCGGAGAAUCAGAAAAACAAUUAAUGAUGCUCUUUCAACAAGCCGCUGAUCUAAAACCAUCUAUAAUAUUCUUUGACGAGUUGGAUGGUUUGGCACCGGUUAGGUCUUCCAGGCAGGAUCAACAUCACGCAAGUAUCGUCUCGACAUUAUUGGCUUUAAUGGACGGUUUGGAUAGCAGAGGUGAAGUCAUUGUGAUUGGAGCGACUAAUCGAAUCGACGCCAUCGAUCCCGCCUUAAGACGUCCAGGUAGAUUUGACAGGGAAUUGGUCUUCUCACUACCAUCUAAAGAAGAAAGAGAAGAAAUUUUAAAAGUACAUGUCUCGAAGUGGGCCACCCCUCCGAGUCCCCAAAUGCUGUCUUAUCUGGCUGAACAGUCGGUAGGGUACUGUGGCGCCGAUCUGCGCGCUCUUUGUGCCGAAGCCGUCAUUCAGAGCUUCCGACGUACUUAUCCGCAAGUUUACGGGUCUGAGCAUAAACUUAUGCUUAAUCCUGAUGCUGUUAAAAUAGAGAAGCUCGAUUUUCUGCGUGCAAAAUCCGUUCUAGUACCUGCGUCACAUCGGCAAAAGCAAACACUUGGUAAGCGAUUGUCCCCAGUGCUGCAACCAUUACUGCAAGCACCAUUGAUGAAGGCGUUAAAGAUAUUGGCAAAGUCUUUUCCACAUGGUUCUAAUACCGCCUUAGCGAAAGUGAAACUAUCUCCAAACGUUCUACCAGCACAGUUUCUUAUCACUGGAAAUGGUGCAAAUCAUGGCCAAACACGUCAUUUAGCUCCUGCUAUUCUGUAUGAAAUGGAACAUAUUCGGUCAUAUCUCAUGGAUUUAUCAACAUUACAUCAGGAAACAGGAAGGUCUGCCGAAGAAACUUGUAUUCAGAUUUUUAAUGAGGCUAGAAGAAAUAUACCUAGUAUUAUCUAUCUGCCAAUCAUCAAUCAGUGGUGGGAACUAGUUUCCGAUAGUGUAAAGGCAAUAUUGCGGAUGCAACUUACUGGAUUGGAAGCUAACAUUCCUCUUCUAUUUAUGGCAACUUCUGAAUUACCGUAUGAACAUUUACCUGAUGAAAUACAAGACAUAUUUUCGGUGUAUCGUGAAGAAGUAUUUCAUUUGGAACCUCCUAGCUUGGCCGAAAGAACCGCAUUUUUCAAACCGCUCAUCCAAGAAGCGAUGCGACCUCCGCGUACUUACAGGCCGCGUCCGAAAACGCCACCGCCGCUUCCAAGGGCCCCAACACCGCCACCUCCGCCUCUCACCGAAGAACAAGCUAAGAAAUUGUACGAAACCGAAGAGCACACUCUGCGUGAACUUCGUAUUUUUCUUAGAGAUAUUUGUAAAAAAUUGGCCAACAAUAGACUGUUUUUCAUGUUUACAAAGCCAGUUGAUACAGAACAAGUAUCAGAUUAUACCACAAUUAUUAAGAAGCCAAUGGAUUUGGAAACAAUGAUGAACAAGGUUGAUUUCCAUCGGUAUGAAUGUGCAAAAGACUUUUUGGAUGAUAUUGAAUUGAUAGUUCAGAAUGCAUUAGAAUAUAACCCCGCCAGGACUUCAGCAGACAAGCAAAUUCGUCACAGAGCUUGCUCACUGAGGGACUACGCCUACACUUUAAUAAAGAGUGAAAUGGAUACAGACUUUGAAGAAAAAUGUAGAGGAAUCUCGAAAAAGCGUAGAGAAAGAAAAGCCAGCACUCAAAAGUACCUACCCGCAUACCUGAAUACCAUAGGAGUUAAUCUAAGUGAAACGCCACCUCAACCACCACAGGAAGAGCAAGUGGAAACGAAAAAAGAAGAAGAAGAAGUGGCAACAGCCACUGAAUCCUCAAGUCCACAGAACAAAAUGAAUCUUCCUAGGAAACGAAAGUACUCGUGGCAGAAAGGUUGUUUGACUCGACGUAAGAGAUAUAAACAUAACACAACUCAAGAGGAUACAAUUGAAAAAGCAUCCACUGGCGAUGAAUCCAAGGAAAAUAAUCCACAAUUAGAACAAAGUAAUUCAAAUGUGAGCUUGAAACCAGUGGAAGAUGAGACUGCUACAACUCCACUUACCAUUAACUGUGAUACUCAAGCUCCUAAACAAGAUGUAGCUAAUUCAUUACAAUCACCUAAACGAAGGUUGAGUGACAUCUUAAGUCCUUCAGAAUUAUUAGACAGUCCAUUAGAUUUUGAUGAUAUAGAUCAGGUUCUUAAUGAAAGUGUCGAUGGAGACACCGAUAAACCAAAGAAAUGCGUGGAAUGUUCGUCGACAGAAUUGGAAAAAGUUUUGGAAGAAAUGGUUCAAUCGACUAUGAACUAUUCCCUUAAAGCUUUGUUCGAUUUAUAUAAUAAUGUAAACAUGAUCAUAAAGAAAUAUUCCAGAACUUACGAAAGAAAUUCUUUGCCAGUGGAAAUAAAACAAGAACUGGAAAAAUUCAUAAAAUCCACCGCGGCGGAUUUAUAUGAAUUAUCAGAUUCGUAAAACAAUUCCUAUUAACAUUACACUGCCCCAUA
This is a messenger RNA of Aethina tumida (small hive beetle), 4298 nucleotides long. Its product is annotated as ATPase family AAA domain-containing protein 2. Gene Ontology annotation, molecular function: chromatin binding; ATP binding; histone binding. Gene Ontology annotation, cellular component: nucleus. Bases 115 to 4266 code for a protein of 1383 amino acids. The transcript has 21 exons. The record is from RefSeq and is a predicted model, not a curated record. Gene Ontology annotation, biological process: positive regulation of transcription by RNA polymerase II. Lineage: Eukaryota; Metazoa; Arthropoda; Insecta; Coleoptera; Nitidulidae.